CAUUACGCUGCAAGCACGUCGACGGCUUACGUGAAAAUGAGGCUGCAGUAAAUCGUUUCCGACGUUCGCCGAAAUGGAGCGAAGUGACGAGAAGGGCAACUUGGCACAGGUUCGGCAUGUGGUUCUGGUUCUCUCGGGGAAAGGAGGAGUGGGGAAGAGUACCCUCACCACAGAGCUCGCCCUCGCCCUCCGACAUGCAGGCAAGAAGGUGGGAAUUCUGGACGUGGACCUCUGUGGACCCAGCAUCCCCCGCAUGCUGUGUGUAGGCCGGCAGGAUGUUCACCAGUGUGAUGCCGGUUGGGUACCUGUCUACACAGAUGCCCAAAAGAGCCUGGCUCUCAUGUCCAUCGGCUUCCUGCUAGAGAACCCUGAUGAUGCCGUGGUGUGGAGAGGCCCAAAAAAAACAGCCUUAAUCGGCCAGUUUGUGUCGGAUGUGGCCUGGGGCGAGCUGGACUUCCUGCUGGUGGACACGCCCCCAGGAACCUCAGACGAGCACCUGGCUGUGGUGGAGAACCUGCGCAAACACAAGGUGGAUGGAGCCAUUCUGGUCACGACUCCUCAGGCUGUGUCUACGGGCGAUGUCAGGCGGGAGAUAACAUUCUGCAAGAAGACUGGCUUGCGAAUACUGGGAAUCGUGGAGAACAUGAGUGGCUUUGUGUGUCCUCACUGCUCGGAAUGCAGCAACAUCUUCUCCAAAGGUGGAGGGGAGGAGCUGGCAAAGCUUUCUGGAUCACCAUUUUUGGGCUGCAUUCCCUUGGACCCCCAGCUUAGCACCAGCGUAGAAGAAGGCAAAGAUUUCAUCCAGGCUUUCCCAGAAAGCGCCACCUUCAGUGCUAUUAGCCACAUUGCACAAGCAGUUCUAGCCAACAUAGCAGCUGCCUGAGCACUUCAUCCAAACCCACCAUUGCUUUUUCUUUUUUUCACAGAUGGUUAGUCUACUUUUAGCAUACAGGAAUUGCUGAUUUUCAGCAGAACUGUCCAUAUUAUAUAUGCUGAGAAAAAUGUAAAAUUGCAGUUUUUGCUAAAAUAGUCUUGAAAUAAGGUAGCUACUACUUCUGUACUUAACCUUAUUUUCUGUUUUUGAAAGCAAAGAGUAGUGGGACCAAUAAUUUAAUAAAAUAUUUGUACUGAU
Molecule: messenger RNA, 1132 nt
Organism: Scleropages formosus (Asian bonytongue)
Lineage: Eukaryota; Metazoa; Chordata; Actinopteri; Osteoglossiformes; Osteoglossidae
Gene: nubp2
Product: nucleotide binding protein 2 (MinD homolog, E. coli)
Exons: 7
Coding region: 74-883 (269 amino acids)
Biological process (GO): iron-sulfur cluster assembly
Cellular component (GO): cytosol
Molecular function (GO): 4 iron, 4 sulfur cluster binding; ATP-dependent FeS chaperone activity; ATP binding
Source: RefSeq, a predicted model, not a curated record